Messenger RNA from Arachis stenosperma, 714 nucleotides. RefSeq lists its product as uncharacterized. NCBI's taxonomy places the organism in Eukaryota, Viridiplantae, Streptophyta, Magnoliopsida, Fabales, Fabaceae. The coding region runs from base 1 to 714 and encodes 237 amino acids. The transcript has a single exon. The record is from RefSeq and is a predicted model, not a curated record.
AUGUCUCAAGACCAUCGUCAGUUAGAUAGUAGUCUCAUUUGCAAAGUGACAUCGCCCAUGAUUCAGUCCAACCCGUUUGUCACUAUCCCGGUCUUGCAAGGUGCGGUCCACGCAAGUUAUCACUUCAAACCCUCAUACAGAAAGGUGUGGAUGGCAAAGCAAAAGGUCAUUGCACGGAUCUACGGUGAUUGGAAAGAGUUUUAUAACAAGGUGCUGAAACUACUUCAGGCACUGCAGAGCUGUUUCCCUGACACCAUAUGUGACCUACGCGGCAAAACGUACUACGAAGGUCACCUCAUGGUGCGCGACUGCUGCAUGUUCGACAAAGUAUUUUGGACUUUCCCGUCAUGUUUCGAGGCCUUCAAGCAUUACAAGCCAUUUGUCUCUAUAGACGGCACGCAUUUGUAUGGCAAGUACGGUGGAGUAUUGCUUAUAGCGGUGGCGCAAGACGGAAACAGCAACAUACUGCCAAUUGCUUUUGCCAUUGUUGAGUCUGAGAGCACCGAGUCAUGGUCGUUCUUUCUUACUAAUUUGAGGCGCCACGUCACCCCACAAGACGGCUUGCUGGUUAUAUCGGACAGAUCUCAAGCCAUCAAGGCCGCCCUUGGAGCUGAUGAUAUUGGGUGGCAUCCCCCUAGGGCCUUCCAUGCUUACUGUAUCAGACAUAUGGCUGCGAAUUUCAUGAGCCGAUUCAAGUCAGCCAAGAACAAGUGA